AUGGCUAGCUUCGCUUCACAGAUUUCCCUUCUUUUGUUGUUUCUGUUAUUUGCAACAACAUUAAACAGGGUGAUGAGUUGCAAUGAAAAUGAUCAAAGGUUGCUUUUAAUCUUCAAACAAGGAGUGGUUGAUCCAACCAACCAACUCUCAUCUUGGAGUGUUGAAGAAGACUGCUGUUUAUGGGAGGGAGUUCACUGCCACAACAUCACCGGAAGAGUCACAGAGCUUUCUCUCUUCAAUCAUUCAUUAGGAGGUGAGAUUAGUCUGUGUGUGCUUCAACUUAAAUUUCUCAACCACGUGGACUUGAGCGACAAUGACUUUGAAACUGUGAGUAUGCCACCAUGCCAAAUCUCCAAAUCUCCCUUUGAUGCUCACAAUUUUCACAACCAAUCACUUGCUACUCCUUCCAAUCACUCUGCAAGUUUCUCUGUUGCUCUGCGUUAUCUGAACUUUUCAUAUAAUCAUGGUUUAGCCAUAAAUGACCUUUAUUGGCUUUCUCAACUUUCUUCCUUAAAAUAUCUUGACCUUAGUGACAGUGAUAUUGGAGAUGAUACCAAAUGGCUCCAGCAUAUAGCCAUGCUUCCUUCACUCUUUAAGUUACACUUAAGUGGGUGUAGACUUAGAGAUUUUCCAUCCCUUGAUUAUAUCAAUCUUACCUCACUUGAAGUUCUUGAUCUUUCUUAUAAUUAUUAUAUGGUGGAGUCAAAGUUACCUGAUUCAUUUUUUAAUAUCACCCAUCAAAUCCAUCAUCUUGACCUUGGUUUUUGCAAUUUCCAUGGCCAAUUACCAAAGUCCUUGCUCAAUCUUCAGAACCUCAAGUAUUUAGAUUUUAGUUUUAAUAAUCUUGAAGGAUUGAUUUCAGAUUGGUUAGGCCAAUAUGAACAGUUGCAAUACUUGGAUAUCAGAGGUAAUUUGUUUGAUGGCGUAAUUCCAUCAUUUCUUGGAAACAUUUCUUCCUUGCUCUACUUAGACUUGUCCUGCAACCAAUUGAGUGGCAACCUUUUAGAAACCCUUGGACAACUCCGUAACUUAAAUCUAUUACAUGUUGGACACAAUUCCUUGGUGGGUGCUCUUACUGAAAAGAAUUUUGCUAAUCUCUCAAAUUUAAUAUCACUGGACUUAAGUUCAACAAGUUUUGAAUUUGACAUUGAUCCUAAAUGGGUCCCACCUUUUCAACUCAAGGCAUUGUAUUUGGGUAACACGAGCAUAGGUCAUAAUGUUUCACCAUGGCUAUAUACACAAAGGUCUUUAAGUGAUUUGAAUAUUUCAGCAUCAGGAAUUUCAAACAUUGAUGCAGAUGUAUUUUGGAGCUUUAUAUCAAGAAUUGGUAGAGUUGAUAUUUCAAACAACUUGAUUGGUGGUGAUAAUAUAUCCAAUGUCAUUAUAUCAGCAAAUAUGUCCUACUUUGAUGCAUCUCACAACUCUUUGUCAGGAUCUAUCUUCUCAUUAUUGUGCCAUCAAGAGAGUGAAAAGGAAACCAACUUGGAGGUGUUGGAUUUAUCACAUAAUAAUUUGAGUGGAACACUUCCCGAUUGUUGGAACAAUUGGAAAAAAUUAAAAUACCUUAAUUUGGGGAGUAACAAGCUAACAGGUAAAGUCCCUCCCUCAUUGACUUCAUUGAAUCUUUAUAAGUUGGAUUUGAGUGACAAUGGUUUCUUUGGAAAAUUUUCAUUAGACAAGCUAAAUUGGACAAAUUUGGAAUACUUGCUUUUAGACCGAAAUAAGUUUUCUGGAAGUUUGCCAAUUCCAAUGGCGGAGAAUUUGGGAAUUAUUAAAUUGAGGACCAAUCAAUUUACUGGCAAUAUUCCAACAAUCUUGUGCGAACUUUCUUAUUUGAACAUAAUCGAUCUUGCUGAAAAUAAGCUUUCUGGAUCUAUACCUCACUGCCUACGCAUCAUCGAACAUCUACCUGAUCUUCCUUUUUGGGCCAAACAUCUACCUUAUAUCAUAGAUCAGUCUAUUGCAAUAGUGCACAUAUUUACUAAAGGAAGUAAAUUAGCCUAUCAAGUUGAUAGUUUUCUAAGUUUUGGACGUGGCAUUAUUGAUCUUUCUGCUAAUAGCUUGUCUGGAGAAAUUCCUGAAGAACUGGUUAGUAUGAGUAAAAUAUUAUCCUUGAACUUGUCUCGAAACUAUUUGACUGGAAAAAUUCCUAAAGAAAUUGGAGGCAUGAAAUACUUAGAAUCUCUUGAUCUCAGCUACAAUAAACUUCUCGGAGAAAUUCCUUCAACCAUCUCUAAUUUGUCAUUUCUUGCUUAUUUGAACCUCUCAUACAACAAUUUCAUCAGGCGAAUUCCAUCGGGAACCCAAAUUCAAAGUUUUGAUUCUUGGAGUUUUCUUGGCAAUCCCGAACUUUGUGGAGAUCCUCUUCCAAAGAAGUGUAACAAAAAGGAAGAAACUCAUGGCUCAAAGCUAGCUGAAGAAGAUGAAGAUGACAGCUUUCUAAAGUCAUUGUAUCUUGGCAUGGGGGUUGGAUUUGCAGUGGGCUUUUGGGGAGUUUGUGGUUCUCUCUUCCUUAUCAGAGCAUGGAGACACAAAUUUUUCCGAUGGUUUGGUCACUUGACAGAUCAACUUUAUGUUGCCUUGGCCCUCUGUUUCAAAAGCUUUGGUUGA
This is a messenger RNA of Neltuma alba, 2610 nucleotides long. RefSeq names its product receptor-like protein EIX2. Bases 1 to 2610 code for a protein of 869 amino acids. NCBI's taxonomy places the organism in Eukaryota, Viridiplantae, Streptophyta, Magnoliopsida, Fabales, Fabaceae. The record is from RefSeq and is a predicted model, not a curated record. Gene Ontology annotation, molecular function: protein binding. The transcript has a single exon.